AGAGCAGAGACGUCAGCGCCAUGGCGUCCGCCGAGCCCGAGCCCGACCGCGAGCGCGAGCGAAAGCGAAAGCCGCCGGAGGUGGAGGCGGGCGGCGGCGAUCCGGCGGCAGCGGACGAGGAGGAUGAGGAGGAACGCUGGGUCGGGCCACUCCCGGGGGAGGCCGCGCAGGCGAAGAAAAGGAGAGUUCUUGAAUUCGAACACGUUUAUCUUGAAAAUCUUCCGUCGGCUUCAAUGUAUGAACGCAGUUACAUGCACAGAGAUGUUAUUACACACGUAGCAUGUACAAAGACAGAUUUUAUCAUAACAGCCAGUCAUGAUGGACAUGUAAAAUUCUGGAAGAAAAUAGAAGAAGGGAUUGAGUUUGUUAAACACUUUCGAAGUCACUUGGGUGUUAUUGAGAGUAUUGCUGUUAGUUCAGAGGGGGCAUUAUUCUGUUCUGUUGGAGAUGACAAAGCGAUGAAGGUGUUUGAUGUAGUCAACUUUGACAUGAUCAACAUGUUGAAGCUUGGCUACCACCCUGGCCAGUGUGAAUGGGUAUAUUGCCCUGGAGAUGCUAUAUCUUCUGUUGCAACAUCUGAGAAAAGCACAGGGAAAAUAUUCAUAUAUGAUGGACGAGGAAAUAACCAGCCACUUCACGUUUUUGAUAAACUCCAUAUGUCCCCUCUUACUCAGAUACGCCUGAACCCUGUCUACAAAGCAGUUGUGUCUUCGGACAAGUCCGGAAUGAUCGAGUACUGGACUGGUACUCCUCAUGAAUAUAAAUUUCCCAAGAAUGUGAACUGGGAGUAUAAAACAGAUACCGAUCUAUAUGAAUUUGCUAAAUGCAAGGCUUACCCAUCCAGUAUAAGUUUUUCACCUGAUGGCAAGAAAAUGGCCACUCUUGGGUCUGACAGAAAAGUUAGAAUUUUUCGUUUUCUGACAGGAAAGCUCAUGAGAGUCUUUGAUGAAUCUCUGAGUAUGUUUACUGAACUUCAGCAGAUGAGACAACAGCUGCCUGACAUGGAGUUUGGCCGGCGUAUGGCAGUUGAGCGUGAGCUGGAGAAAGUGGAUGCAGUAAGAUUAAUUAAUAUAAUUUUUGAUGAAACUGGACACUUCGUUCUCUAUGGAACUAUGUUGGGCAUUAAGGUCAUAAAUGUAGAGACUAACAGGUGUAUUCGUAUCUUGGGAAAACAAGAGAACAUCAGAAUGAUGCAACUGGCUUUGUUCCAAGGAGUAGCAAAGAAACAUCGUGCAGCGAUCACUAUAGAGAUGAAGGCAUCUGAAAAUCCUGUUCUCCAGAAUAUUCAGGCAGAUCCAACAGUAAUCUGCACAGCUUUUAAAAAAAACAGGUUUUACAUGUUUACUAAACGCGAACCAGAAGACACAAAGAGUGCAGAUUCUGACAGAGAUGUAUUUAAUGAGAAACCUUCUAAAGAAGAGGUCAUGGCAGCCACUCAGGCAGAAGGUCCCAAAAGAGUGUCAGACAGUGCCAUCAUCCACACAAGCAUGGGAGAUAUUCAUAUCAAGCUUUUUCCUGUUGAGUGCCCCAAAACAGUGGAAAACUUCUGUGUGCACAGCAGGAAUGGUUACUACAAUGGACACAUAAUUCACCGUAUCAUCAAGGGUUUCAUGAUUCAGACUGGUGACCCAACUGGUACAGGAAUGGGAGGUGAAAGCAUUUGGGGAGGAGAAUUUGAAGAUGAAUUUCAUUCAACUUUACGACAUGACAGACCAUAUACACUCAGCAUGGCUAAUGCAGGACCAAAUACCAAUGGAUCCCAGUUUUUUAUAACAGUAGUGCCAACUCCGUGGCUCGACAACAAGCACAGUGUGUUUGGACGGGUUACUAAAGGAAUGGAAGUUGUUCAGAGAAUCUCAAAUGUCAAAGUCAAUCCCAAAACUGACAAACCCUAUGAGGAUAUCAGCAUCAUUAAUAUAACAGUGAAGUAAGGCAGGCAUUGAAGGUUCCAGCUUAAGCAGAAAAAAACUGAUCAUGUGGGACCCAGAAAGGGACCUAGGAAGAACAAACAUUUUUGAUAGUUCCUAGAUAUCCUAAAAGACUGGAUCUGGCACUUGGUGCCAUGAUCUAGUUGAGGUGUUAAAAGAUGAGUUGGACUCGAUGAUCUUAAAGGUCUCUUCCAGCCUAGAAAUUCUGUGAUUCUGUGAUAUGGCAAAUACCAGGACACAGCAAUCACCAGUUCUACUAUUUUUAAUGUACCUAAAGUGCCCUAAUUCUGCAUUUCUGGUAAAUUUGUAUUUUAAAGUAAAAACAUCUACAUGUUUCUUACAAAGCCUACUGUCUUUCUUGCAUCUCUUCUAUGCAAAAUUAAAGAUAAAAACCCCCACCCCAUCCCAGGACAAUGUUUGUAACUUUUUCAUGUUUUUCAUCUUUCAUAUGUAAUUAAUCUGUUUCACGGUAUUGAAAUCUUUGACAAAGGGAAAGGCCAAAAUACUAAGUUGAGUAAACUUCUCAAUCCUUUUUACGUGUAUCAAAAAUUUGAUUAAGUUACUGUACUGUUGGCUAUGAAAAGCAAACAAUGUAACCUACCUCUGUUCUUUAAAAAUAGUUGUGUACACAUCUCUCUCCAAGAGCAAUUAUCAACUCUGAAAAUGCCACUGUAUAAA
Messenger RNA from Camarhynchus parvulus, 2606 nucleotides. It is a transcript of the gene PPWD1, whose product is annotated as peptidylprolyl isomerase domain and WD repeat containing 1. Gene Ontology annotation, biological process: protein peptidyl-prolyl isomerization. NCBI's taxonomy places the organism in Eukaryota, Metazoa, Chordata, Aves, Passeriformes, Thraupidae. The record is from RefSeq and is a predicted model, not a curated record. Gene Ontology annotation, molecular function: peptidyl-prolyl cis-trans isomerase activity; protein binding. Bases 21 to 1931 code for a protein of 636 amino acids. The transcript is spliced from 11 exons.